Molecule: messenger RNA, 1924 nt
Organism: Panicum hallii
Lineage: Eukaryota; Viridiplantae; Streptophyta; Magnoliopsida; Poales; Poaceae
Product: probable peptide/nitrate transporter At3g43790
Exons: 16
Coding region: 149-1699 (516 amino acids)
Biological process (GO): transmembrane transport
Molecular function (GO): transmembrane transporter activity
Source: RefSeq, a predicted model, not a curated record
UUUCUCGCCCGUUAACAGACGAGCUCCUCAGUGCAGGAGCCACACAUCAUACAGGUGGCUAGCUCGCUCGCUCAUCAUAGUCCGCUCGUCCGUAGCUCUGCGAAGGAGAGCGGGAGCUCUUGCUCGUGUGGUCGAUCGACCGGGAAUAAUGGCAGGCGGCGGCGAGGCGGUGCCGUUGCUGGGGACGAAGCGGAGGCGCGAGGGGUGCCCCGGGUGCCGGCUGGAGGAGGCGAACAAGACCAGCACCGGCGUCCCCUACCUCAACUUCUUCUACAUCUGGAUCGUCUGUCUCACCUCCACCCUGCCGAUCCAGUCAUUGUUCCCAUAUCUCUACUUCAUGAUCAGAGACCUGAAAAUAGCAAAGCAAGAGCAAGACAUCGGGUUCUAUGCUGGUUUUGUUGGGGCAACUUAUUUCCUUGCCAGAACCUUCAGUUCUGUUCCAUGGGGCAUAUUCGCCGACAAGUAUGGAAGGAAGCCCUGCAUUGUGAUCAGCAUCCUCUCAGUGAUUGUGUUCAACACACUCUUUGGCCUUAGCACAAGUUACUGGAUGGCAAUUGUGACUAGGGGUUUGCUUGGGUUGCUCUGUGGUAUACUGGGGCCAAUCAAGGUAACUUACUGUCUCAAUUGCUGGCCCCAGUUAGCGAACUACAGUAGGUAUUUAGAUGCUCAUGGAUGCAUAUGUAUUUUCCAGGCCUAUGCUACGGAAGUCUGCAGGAAAGAGCACCAAGCUCUAGGAAUAUCUCUUGUUACCUCAUCGCGAGCGAUAGCUCUUGUUAUUGGACCAGCUAUUGGUGGGUUUCUUGCACAGCCUGCAGAGAAGUACCCAAAUAUUUUCUCGAAAGAAUCCAUAUUUGGGAGGUUUCCGUACUUCCUCCCAAGCCUUGUCAUAUCGAUACUAGCAGCAGUGUCAUGUAUUGCAUGCAUAUGGCUUCCGGAAACCCUGCACUUCCACGAUGAUGAAAAAGUAGAAGCUAUUGAUGCAUUGGAAGCACAAGUUGCUGACUCGAACUUAGAAGGUGGAAAAUCUAAAGAAGCUAGUGGCACAUCUACAAAGAACCUGCUAAUGAACUGGCAAUUGAUGUCAGCAGUAAUCCUCUACUGUAUCUUUUGUCUCCAUGACACAGCUUAUCUUGAGACAUUUUCGCUCUGGGCAGUGAGCAGCAGAAAAUUCCGGGGUCUGAGUUUGACCUCCCAGGAUGUCGGUACUGUGCUGGCUGUCUCAGGUGUUGGUGUUCUGGUAUAUCAACUUGUUGUUUAUCCUUUCCUUGUCAAGUAUUUCGGAGUAAUCAGGCCAUUACGCCCCGCAGCGGUCUUGUCUAUACUUCUCCUCACAACAUACCCCUUUAUGGCCAACCUACAAGGGACGGAGCUCAAAAUACUAAUCAACGUAGCUUCGCUCUUGAAGAAUGUGUUCUCUGCUACGAUUACUACUGCGUGCAACAUUCUGCAAAACACCGCAGUGACUCAGGAACAAAGAGGUGUUGCGAAUGGCAUCUCUGUGACUCUCAUGUCAUUGUUCAAAGGUGUGGCUCCAGCGGCAGCAGGAAUUCUGUUUUCGUGGGCUCAGAAGCACAUGACUGGACUGUUCUUACCAGGUGACCAGAUCCUGUUCCUGAUGAUAAACAUGGUGUCAGUAAUUGGGCUACUUCUGACAUUGAAGCCGUUUUUCAACAUGUCGAGUGCGUUGAGGCGUUCAUAGCCAUGUACUGUACAUGUUAAACCAGGGGCACUGGUCAGAUAGCAGGCCUCGGUAUAGAACCUCGAGGAUUCAUGUACUAUACCGUCCCAUACUUUACGCCUUAUGUUCAAUUCUUUAAUCAGUGUAAAGGGGGCUCUCCGGAAUUUUUGUGUAAACUCCGAAGCACCAGAUGCUGCGUGGAUAUAUAUACAUAUAUGAUAAAAUGAGAUUGAGAUGAGCCCUGCA